Molecule: messenger RNA, 4772 nt
Organism: Solenopsis invicta (red fire ant)
Lineage: Eukaryota; Metazoa; Arthropoda; Insecta; Hymenoptera; Formicidae
Exons: 6
Coding region: 467-3562 (1031 amino acids)
Biological process (GO): phosphatidylserine exposure on apoptotic cell surface; apoptotic process involved in development; engulfment of apoptotic cell
Cellular component (GO): plasma membrane
Source: RefSeq, a predicted model, not a curated record
UUAUAAAAAAAAAAUUUAUGUUAUUAAAGCAGAUAAUUUGUGGAAUUAGGGAAUACUUAUUCACAUACACAUACACACAUUUCAAAUUCGUGCAUACGCAUGAUCAGUUCGUUAGUGCUUGAUAUCUCGAUUCGCGGGGCAGAACGACACUUUUCUGCCAGAUUUGUUCAUUUCGUGCGAAAACAUGUACAAUAAGUCCAAUUUCAUAAAAAUCGAAGGUGCUGGGGGUAUUCUGAAUAAUUUAUUAACUAUUUAAUUUAUUUAAAAAUUCAAAAUCACGGAUUAGCGGGGGCACCAGGAGCGGAAAUAGCGAGGACCGACGCGCCCCGCGCAUGCGCGAGAGAGGAUGUGAGGGGGGGGAGAAGCCGGUCCUCGCGGAGCGCGCCGCGCCGGGCGCGGACGGAUCUCGCGGUCGCCGAGGGGAUCGCAAUGGCCGGCGCGUUGUGCCGGGCGAGGAUGCGGGAAGAUGGCGGCGACGACGGCAGCGGCAGUGGCGGUGGAGGAGUCGUGCGAGGUGAAGCGUGCCGACGUUCCGCGCGACGUUGAGAACGCGACGGCGAACGGGACGGGCGAGCCGCGCGCGGCCACGCCGCGCCGGCAGCCCGAGCUUUACCGUUUUCGCGCCACCGACCUGCUGUACUACGCGUCCUCGGCCAGUCUCUUUCUCGCGGACGUAGCAACAGACAGCAUUGUAUGUGUGGAAUACCUUUUGCAAGGCCGCUCAGCGUGGGGAUGCUUUGCAAUGGGUUUCAUCGUCUUACCCGCUUGUGUUACCCAACUAUUUAGUUUGAGAUGGCAUCGCAGCGACGGUUCCCUGCGGACUGUUCACUGGUUGCUGCACUUCCUCCUACUUGGCUUUUUGCACAGGUACUUGACUUUGCUUUAUACUGCAGUGCACUCUUUGAGAAAUAAGAGCUUCAAGGAUAAGAAUUGGGUAUAUCGACAAGAAAGCGAUAUAUGUAUGUUGCACUUGUUUGAAUCGUUUAUGGGGGCUGCUCCGCAGUUGAUAUUGCAGCUGUAUAUCAUUACGAUAUUAAACCACGCACCGCUUUGGACAAGCGCCUCCGUCAUAACUUCCUUUUGCUCCCUGAUCUGGGCUGUGAGUACAUAUGUUAGAGCCAUGCAUAAUAUUAAUCGCGAGCGCAGCAACGCAACUUGGGUCGCUCUUGCUCUUCAGGCUCUCUGGCGCGGCGGUAUGCUACUAUCGAGAAUCGGAGUUUUGGUACUAGCAGCUGUCUUCUUGAAAGCAUGGUUCUUCCUAUUUCUAGGUCUGCAUUGGCUGUUCAUGACGAUCUGGGUGAUCCUGCAGAAGACCGAGUUUUGCCCCACUGUGUGGGAGGAGCGCAUCUAUAAUUGCAUUAUCGGGCUAAUCUACUGUUUUGAUUUCUUCAAUCUGCGCGACGGCAGAUCGCGCUACCGCGUGCUCGUCUUUUACUCGGUGAUCGCGGCGCAGAAUCUGAUCUUCUUGAUUAUGUAUACGUUGCGCUUCAAGGACACCGUCGCGAACGACGUGAUGAUCGCGAUUGCGACCGUAAUCGUCGGCUGUAUGCUCGUCGGUCUGGUGAGCAUGUCACUGUAUUACGGCAAAUUUCACCCGUCAAGAACGACAACGAACAUCUCGCGAAAUAUCAGCGAGCAUUCUACGGUUAUGAAGGCUGACACACCUAGGUCCUUCAAGCUGUUCCAUCGCGGCUCCUUAGUGUCGUUGCAUCACUCCAUCGACAUCUCACCGAGGACCGAGGAGAUGCCCACCGACAAACAAUCUUUGCUUACGAAUAUUGCGCAGAUUUCCGAUUGCGCGGAGGAGGGUAUUGUUAAUCGUAACUACAGCUCGGAGAAGGAAUCCAACGCUAGCGCUGUGCGCGUUUCCGCCGAAUGCGAGAGACCGCACAGUUGCGUCGGCUCCAAGCACAAGGAGGAGGUUGCGUUGUCCAACGACAAUCUGGACAACGCGUUGACCAGCGGUGCGCCGUUGAGUUCCCUGUACCCGGGUCUGCCAGAUAUCGAUUCGUCCCGAAAACGUCGCGGUAUUUACGAGCACGACAUCACGCCGCAGUUGGAUUGGCACGCCCCGGAUAUACUGAACAUCGAUCUGGAUCAGCUCGGCAACCUCGACUCCGAGCGGAGAAAUUCUCUCACGCUGAAUUCCUGCAGUAAAGUGAUCGGCGCGUUGGACGUUAUCAAGAAUCGAGGAAAGCUGACAACCCCGACGCCGUUGGAGAGCAGCAGGAUAUUCGAUAUAGAGAAGGUGUCGAAGGACCUGCAGCAGCAGCAGCGAGAUGAGACGAUGAGCUGCGUGACAUCGAUCCACGACUAUGAGAACGUGUGUCCGCUGGGCGUCGCUCGGCCGCCUUGGUGCAUCCGCAGCUGGAAGGGCUACAUGGACAUCGAGACGUACAUCCAUGACGACAGCGUAGUGCGCGAUCGGCGGCGAGACACCCUGACGAGCACGACCGGCACGACGUACAGCUCUGAAUAUUCUGAUGGCAUGAUCUCACGAGGGAUAUUGAAGCAAGAUGAUUACGCGGACGCUCUGACUUACGAUCUGAUAGAAUCUAAGGGUAACAAGUCGUCUUACAGCGACAGCACAUUCUCCACAUCCACUGUGGAUGAUCAGAACACAAGUCUGUAUGUAGCCAAGCCAGUAGUGUUCGACGAUCGGGGCGGCAUGCUCGCGUUGGAUACGAUACUGGAGGAGCGCGACGAUUCGUCGUCAUCAGACGAAAAAUUUCAGCACGGAACGGAACCGUCGCGUGACUCCGCAAGUACCUUGGUGAGCACGAUAGACCAGAUCAGACGGUACACAGCGGAGAACUCGCCGCGACAUAUUUAUCACACCACUGGGACUCAGUGGGAAGAUCUGAAUCCCAAGAAUUUGAUGGCACGGGCGCACUUUGCCAAAGUGUUGUUCGAUAAUGAUCUCAGGAACGCCUCGGCGACGACCGGUUCAAUCAAUCUAACCGCGCGGGACAUCGAAAAGCGCGAGAUAGAUGCGAUCAGGGAGUUCGUCCGGUGUUGCGAGUCUAUCAAGAAAACGCCUCUGAUAGAUGCGAUUCUGUCAGACUCGCCGAUUCUGGGCAGCAGGGCGAGCAAGCUCGUACGGCAAGUCACGUUCGCGGAUUGCAAGAACGAUUUUGACGCGAACGAAAGCGACCUGUACGUCGAAAUGAGUCCCUUGGUGUCCGUCGAGAACGGCGAGAACUCGUGUCAGGCUAGGUCCGCCGACGCGAAGAUUGCCGAGGCGGAGAGCGUCGUCAAGGAGAACGAGCUUCCCACGAUAUCAAAGAAAACGUCAGACAAAGAAAAUUUAUCACCGAUCUUAUCAAACAAUAACAGGCAGAUUAAUAAUAUGUACGAUAAUGAUAGGUACGAUAAUGAUAGGGACAAUAAUGAUAGGUACGCUUGGACCAUAGAAAGGGACGAGAAAAAUGAUAAGUCACUGUGCAACAUGCGUUUCAAUCUGAAGGAGAAGAGACACUUAUUUCUGGAGCAAGUUCUCUCGCCGGUUCCUAAACUCUGGAACAAACGCAUUUCCUUUCAUCCGAGCACCAAAAAUUUAUAGUAAAUCAACUACUUGUGUUUCAUAGCUGAAAAUCAAAAUUUGAAACUCCUUUAUCGAAUUACAUAUUUACAAGGAAUUGGAUUCGUUUUAACGUGAAACAGCUCAUUUUCAUCGAACCAAAAAUUUAUAGCGGACUCCAUUUGUUUUUUAAUACUCGACAAUAUUAUCUUUCAUAGGUGAAAUUAAAUGGCAGCUCAGUUCUAUCUUGUUCAAGUAUUUUUCAUUUAUGUUUUAUUUAGGAACUCUUUAGAAGUUUUAGGAAUUUUCUCGUAUAGGAGAUCCAAUGCAAUAAAAAAUUAAUCUUAAUCUAUCAAAAAAUUGGAUACUCUUUAUCUUACAUUUUUGCUGUACGUAUUCAGUUACAAAUAUAAAUCAGGAGAGUAAUUUAUACGAUGGAAAGGGUUAACUAUUUUUUUAAUUACAUAUUUGAUGUCAUUAAGACAAUGCAACGCUUUGUAAAUUAGGAAAAACUUUGACAUACAGAACAUUUUCGCUUCCAAGCUGAACACGAGUGAUCCUGUAAGCAUGCGAUAAAAAACACGUUGGUACCUUCUCAACAUAUCAAAUUCUGUAUUAUAGAUGUUAAUUAAUUGCAAUUCGCAUAGCUUAUCACAAAUAUCAUUGUAUAAUUUAUUUUUGGAAUCUUUAUCCUCUUCAAAAUUCAUAAUUGUUAUAGGAGUGAUUCAAUUAAUAUACUAGUGGUUUGAAUCACUUGCUGUCCUCUGUUCAUAGCUUUCUCAUUGUUUUGAUUUUUAUUGUUUACGCAAAACGUCGAAUCCGUCCUGUUAUCCGUUUCUUAUCGAAUAUGAUUAUAGUUUAGAGGAUAGGCCAAGGAUGGUUUGACUUUUCCGUACCUUCUGCCGUUUCGCGACUGGCAUAUUCCGAUUUCCUUCUUGUCAGAGAGAAAAACACCAUAGUACAAAUCCCACAAUAUAUAUAUCGUCACUCGUUAAUUAGGCACACAUCUUAAUUUUUACUCAUGACACUUUAAGCUGCGUCGCGUUUAUCUUUAUAAAUGACGAAGUAAACGCGAUGUGAGCGUGUGAUACGCACCGUCCCAUUGUUACAAGAUAAAACGGUAACGACUUAAGUCUAAUAUUGCGCUUUUGCAAUUAAUGUAUAUAAAAUGACCUAUUUUACAUCUCGUACACCUCGAGAUUAUUUUUGUACACAUUUUAUUAUGUACAAUAAAGUGACUUUGUAUAAUAAA